Musca vetustissima is the source of this 1911-nucleotide messenger RNA. RefSeq lists its product as uncharacterized. Lineage: Eukaryota; Metazoa; Arthropoda; Insecta; Diptera; Muscidae. Bases 1 to 1911 code for a protein of 636 amino acids. The record is from RefSeq and is a predicted model, not a curated record. The transcript has a single exon.
AUGGGCAAGAAAUUCGCACUGCCUAUAACAUCAAAGAACUUCAAACCAAUUCCACUAAUAGCAGAUAUGGAACAAUGGGUACAAACAAUUAAAGACGAUACUGAAAAAGAAAUUAACAGAGCAAAAAUAGCAAACAGAAUAUCAAACUACAAGCGGAAUAUCUACAACAACGACAAGGAAAAAUUCAUAUUAGCUAUGUUUGAAGACACCAAGAAUUUUAUAAGAGAAAUCGAGGAGAAAAUAAUCAUCACAUCCGCAGAUAAAGGCAACAAAACAGUCGUAAUGUACAAAGAACAGUAUAGAUAUAAACUUAACAAUUUACUUGACGACAAAACAACAUAUAAACCAAUUAGAGAAGACCCUACUGAAAAACUACAAAGAAUGAACAACAAUUUAGUAAAUGAUUUGCACAAAAACAAAUUAAUAUCAAAAUGGGAAAAAUCUAAACUAACUAGCAUAUCUGCAUCAGCGCCAGACCUUUACGGAUUACCAAAGAUCCACAAAGAAAAUACUCCACUAAGACCGAUAGCAGCAUCUACGAAUGUACCCUGCUACAAUCUGGCGCAAUACGUCGGAAAACUACUUAGGACAAUAAUAUCACCUACAUAUAACAUAAAAAAUUGCAUGGACCUGAAAGAUAAACUAAAUGACAUUAAAUUGGAUAAGGACGACAUUAUGGUAUCAUUUGACGUUGUAUCUCUAUUCACAAAUAUACCUAUACACCUAGCGAUUAAAAAUAUUCUCGACAAAUGGAAAUUCCUGCAAGAAAAAACACAGAUUCCAAAACAAACCUUCUUAAAAAUACUUAACUUCGUUCUGAAAGAUAACAAUUACUUCAAAUGCAAUGACAAAGUUUACCAUCAAACAUAUGGUAUGCCAAUGGGCAACCCCCUCUCGCCUACGAUAGCAGACAUCGUACUAGACACACUUUUGGACGACGUUAUCGAAGAACUAAAAGCGAAGGACAUACAAAUAAAACUAUUGACGAAAUAUGUGGAUGAUGUAUUUGCCAUUAUAAACAAACACGACGAAACAAAUAUUCUGACUCUUCUAAAUAAAUAUCAUAACAAAAUUCAAUUUACGAUAGAAAAAGAGGUCAAUAAUAAAUUACCAUAUUUAGACGUACUAAUAAUAAGGAAUGACAAUAAAUUACAAACUGAAUGGUACACCAAAGAUACAUCAUCGGGACGCAUUAUAAACUAUCACUCGACGCAACCAAGAAGUAUGAAAGUGAAUACUGCAAGAAGCCUCCUAAAGAAAAUAAAAUACAUCACGGACGAACAAUACUUAAGGAAAAACAUAAAAAAGUACACAGGAAUACUGAAGAAAAACAGCUAUCCUCAACGAUUAAUAGACGACAUAAUAUAUGAAUAUAAUAAUAAAAAACAAGACACCCCAAAAUCCGACACACAAACCAUCAAUUUUAUCAGUGUACCCUAUAUACCAAACUUGACGGAGACAAAAAACUUGAGAAACAUCAUAAGAGAUACAACAACAACAUUAGCACACAGAUCAAACAGCACACUACAAACGAUAUUUAAACGAACAAAACAAAAAGCAGACAAGCAAAAAGAAAACAAUGUUGUGUAUGAAGUAAUAUGUGAAGGCAGCAAAACAGAGAAGUGCGGGAAAGUGUAUGUGGGUACAACUAAACGAAUGUUAGGUGUGAGAAUGAAGGAACAUCAAAAUGACAUCAACAAAGGAACGGAAAAAACAGCACUCUCACAGCACAUUAAAGAAACUGGCCACACAGCUGAUUUCAAGAAUGUGAGAAUCUUAGACAAAGCUAAAAACGAAAACAAAAGAUACACACUAGAAAGCCUAAGAAUACAACAACGAAUUGACAGAUCCAUAAACACGAAGGAAGACAAAGACAAUACUAAGCUUCAGUAUUCAAUUGCAAUAACCUAA